Molecule: messenger RNA, 5667 nt
Organism: Podarcis muralis (Common wall lizard)
Lineage: Eukaryota; Metazoa; Chordata; Lepidosauria; Squamata; Lacertidae
Source: RefSeq, a predicted model, not a curated record
GGAAGAGGCUAUUUGGAGGGGAGGGGUCUCCAUCCUCAUUCCCGGAAGAGAAGCGGACUUGGAGAAGAGGAGAAAGAGAGCUCGCUGCAUUGAAGUGCAUCUUGUCAACAGCUGAGGGAGUCCCAGAAGUGGCCCAGUUUACGCCUCCUCCAAAUCGCCUGCAGGCAGCGCAAUGGCCUCAGAGGCACUGUUUGGACCGUCUCUUCUUAAAGGUGGAGUGGAAAGAGGAGCCAGGAAGCUUACUCAGGCCCUCUUGACCUUUGAGGAGGUGGCUGUGUUUUUCACGGAGGAGGAGUGGGCUCUGCUGGAUCCAGGCCAAAGAGCUCUGCACAAGGAAGUCAUGGAGGAGAAUUAUGAGAUGGUGGCCUCUCUAGGUGAUGGAGAAGGCAAUCAGAAUUUCGAGGGGCCAUCUGUAAAGUACUUCACUGCGAGUGAACACCUUAGGACACAUCUUCAAACUAACACUGAGGAGAAACCCUUUAAAUGUAUGGAGUGCGGAAAAAGCUUCAGUGAAAAGGGAAAACUUACCAUACACCAACGGAUUCACACAGGGGAGAAACCAUUUAAAUGUAUGCACUGUGGAAAGAACUUCAGACAGUCUUCACACCUUACCGUACAUCACCGAACUCACACAGGGGAGAAACCCUUUAAAUGUACAGAGUGCGGGAAGUGCUUCAGUGAGAGUGGAAGUUUUACUCUACAUCAACGAACUCAUACAGGGGAAAAGCCAUAUAAAUGUAUUGAGUGUGGGAAGUGUUUCAGUGAAAGUAGAAAACUUACUGUACAUCAACAAAUUCACACAGGGGAGAAACCCUUUAAAUGUACGGAAUGUGGAAAAAGCUUCAGUCAGAGUGGAAGCCUUAAUGUACAUCAACAAAUUCACAGAGAGGAAAAACCAUUCAGAUGUUUGGAGUGCGGAAAGAGCUUUAGUCAGAGUGGAAGCCUUACUAUACAUCAACGGAGUCACACAGGAGAGAAACCAUUCAGAUGUAUGGAGUGUGGGAAAUGCUUCAGUCAGUGUUCACACCUUACUAGACAUCAGCGGACUCACACAGGGGAGAAACCAUUUAAAUGUAUGGAGUGUGGGAAGGGCUUCAGUCACAAUGGAAUACUUACUGUUCAUCUACGAACUCACACAGGGGAGAAACCAUUUAAAUGUAUGGAGUGUGGGCAGAGCUUCAUUCACAAUGGAAUCCUUACUGUACAUCAACGAACUCACACAGGGGAGAAACCAUUUAAAUGUAUGGAGUGUGGAAAGACCUUCAGUCAGUGUUCACACCUUACUAUACAUCAACGAACUCACACUGGGGAGAAACCAUUUAAAUGUAUGGAGUGUGGGAAGGGCUUCAGUCACAAUGGAAUACUUACUGUACAUCAACGAACGCAUACAGGGGAGAAACCAUUUAAAUGUAUGGAUUGUGGGAAGGGUUUCAGUGAGAGUGGAGCUCUUACAAGACAUCAACAAACUCACACAGGGGAGAAACCAUUUAAAUGUAUGGAUUGUGGAAAGAGUUUCAGUGAAAGAGGAAAACUUACUGUACAUCAACGAAUUCACACCGGGGAGAAACCAUUUAGAUGUAUGGAGUGCGGGAAGAGCUUCAGUCAGUGUUCACACCUUACUAUACAUCAACGAACUCACACUGGGGAGAAACCAUUUAAAUGUAUGGAGUGUGGAAAGAGCUUCAGUGAGAGUGGAAAACUUACCGUACAUCAACGAACUCACACAGGAGAGAAACCCUUUAAAUGUAUGGAGUGUGGGAAGAGCUUCAGUGUAAGUGGAAAGCUUACUAUACACCAACGAACUCACACAGGAGAGAAACCCUUUAAAUGUAUGGAGUGUGGAAAGAGCUUCAGUCAGUCUUCACAGCUUACUAUACAUCAACGAACUCACACAGGGGAGAAACCAUUUAGAUGCAUGGAGUGUGGAAAGAGCUUCAGUGUAAGUGGAAAACUUACUGAACAUCAACAAACCCACACAGGGGAGAAACCAUUUAGAUGUAUGGAGUGUGGAAAGUGCUUCACUUGCAGUGGGAGCCUUACUGUACACCAACUAACUCACAAAGGGGAGAAACCAUUUAAAUGUACGGUGUGUGGAAGGUUCCUCAGUAGUAGGGGAGCACUUAAAAAACAUCUCUUAACUCACACAACAGAUAAACCAUUUAAAUGUAUGGAGUGUGGAAAGAGCUUCAGUGAAAGUUCACAAUUUGCCAUACAUCUACGAACUCACACAGGGGAGAAACCCUUUAAAUGUUUGGAAUGUGGAAAGAGCUUCAGUACAAGUUCACAGCUUACUAUACAUCAGCGAACUCACACAGGGGAGAAACCUUUUAAAUGUAUGGAAUGUGGAAAGCGCUUCAUUGAAAGCGGAAAACUUACUGUACACCAACGAAUUCACACAGGGGAGAAACCAUUUAGAUGUGUGGUGUGUGGAAAGAGUCUCAGUAGUAGUGGAGCACUUACAAAACAUCAACUAAUUCAUGCAGGGGAGAAACCAUUUAAAUGUAUGGAGUGUGGAAAGCGUUUUAGUGAAAGUUCACAACUGAUCAUACAUCUUCGAAUUCACUCAGGAGAUAAACCCUUUAAAUGUAUGGAGUGUGGAAAGAGCUUCAGUCGGAAAGGAGUCCUUAUUGUACAUCAACGAACUCAUAUGGGGGAAAAACCAUAUAAAUGUGUGGAGUGUGAGAAGAGCUUCAGUUGUUGUGAAAAUCUUAAUUUACAUCAACGAACUCACACGGGGGAGAAACCCUUUAAAUGCAUCCAUUGUGGAAACAGCUUCAGUAAUAGUGGAAACCUUACAAGACAUCAACGAACUCACACAGGAGAGAAACCCUUUAAAUGUAUGGAGUGUGGAAAGUGUUUCAGUAAUAGUGGAGCACUUACAAAACAUCAACUAACUCAUACAGGGGAGAAACCAUUUAAAUGUAUGGAGUGUGGAAAGAGCUUCAGUGAAAGGGGGAAGCUUACUGUACAUCAACGAAUUCACACAGGGGAGAGACCCUUUAAAUGUAUGGAGUGCGGAAAGAGUUUCAGUGAAAGUGGAAAACUUACUGUACAUCAACGAACUCACACAGGGGAGAAACCAUUCAGAUGUCUGGUAUGUGGAAAGUGCUUCAGUCGGAAUGGAAUCCUUACUGUACAUCAACAAACUCAUGUACGGGAGAAAUCAUUUAAAUGCAUGGAGUGUGAAAAGAGCUUCACUAAAGGUUCACAACUGAUCAUACACCUACGCACUCACACAGGGGAGAAACCCUUUAAAUGUUUGGAGUGUGAAAAGAGCUUCACUUGUAGAGGAAGCCUUACUGUACAUCAACGAAAACACAGAGGGGAGAAACCAUAUAAAUGUUUGGAGUGUGGGAAGAGUUUCAGUCGAAGUGGGCAUUUUAGAAUCCAUCAGCGAACUCACACAGGGGAGAAACCAUUUAAAUGUAUGGAGUGUGGGAAGUGCUUCAUUGAGAGUGGAGCUCUUACAAGACAUCAACGAACUCACACAGGGGAGAAACCAUUUAAAUGUAUGGAAUGUGGGAAGAGUUUCAGAGAAAGGGGCAAACUUACAGUACAUCAACAAAUUCACACUGGGAAGAAACUGUUUAAAUGUUUGGAGUGUGGAGAGAGUUUUAGUCAAAAUGGACAUUUUAUAAGACAUCAACAAACUCACACAGGGGAGAAACCAUUUAAAUGUAUGGAGUGUGAGAUGUGCUUCAAUGAGAGUGGAGCACUUACAAAACAUCAAGAAGCUCAUAGAGGAGAAACCAUGUAAACUGAAGGAGUGUGGACUGUGCUUCAGUUAAGGUCAUCUACAUACUCUCACAGGGGAAAGCCCAUUUAGAUGUUUAGAGUGUGUCUAGUGUUUUCUUCGUUCUUCACAUCAACAAAUCAAUAAUAUCAAUUGUAAAUGCAUGGAGUGUUGUUGGUGUUCUGGUUUUUUUAUGGAAAGUUGUAUACACAUGUAUUACAGUAAUGAAGGUAGCUUCUCCCAGUAGUAAGUAUAAUGAAAGAUAUGAUGUACUCUUAGGGAUGUGCAAAGUGUGAAUCUGGAGUGCUGUUGGUGAGUGAUGACUGGGCAAUAAUAGGCCCUUUAGCAGCAAACAAAUUUAGUCCUCAUUUUGUACUGGAAAAUCCUCUUCCAGAACAGGGUGCAUUUUCUAAUUUGUGAACCCUGUCCCUGAUUGACAACAUUCACUGCCUAGGACCUGUUACAGAAAUGUUAGUGAUUUUGUAUUAACUUUUAAACAAGGCCAAUCCUGUUCCAAUAGCAGCAGUCACCACACAGUCAUUCCUCCCUCUUUUGUAUGUGUGAAAAACCUCUUCACACACAAAACUCAGACAAAUUUUGGCUGUUCUGUCCUGGUUACUCUGCAGUUCAUAAGCCUGAACUUUUAUUGUCUUCAAGGCUGACAGCGUACAAAUCAAUAUGGCUGACUUGACCCAACAACCCUUUUCCCUCACACACGCAAACGAAACUCACUGCAGCCAACAAGGCAACCAAUCAUGGCCUGGGCCACCCCACCUCUCUCACUGCCAAUGAAAACUUAAAAAUGAAUAAAAAGAGAACCUAGCCAUGUGAUGCUGACACAAAAACCUUGCACAUAUGCUGUGUAAAAGAACCAAUGUUUACUACCCCCUCUCUCCACCUCUUUCUUCCCCCCCUAACUUUAUUAAUGUCUCACAUUGCGUGUAAUAUAAUAUAUGAAUCUUUAUUGUGCUCCAAAGACCCGUAACAUAGAUUCAGAAUAAAAUACAGAUUCAUACAGACAACCCCCUGGGAGAGGAAGACCGAGACGAUAUUUGUUCAGUCUUGAGUAUGAUGAUCUUUGAUACUUAUGACUGCCAAAAGAAACUUUGCCACAGCCACUGUGAUAUCAUUAGACUUGUCAUCCAGAAGAUAUUUAAUACAGUAGGCUUCAGAUUUACCUGGGCGAUUUGCCAGUAGGGGUUUAAUCAAUAGAUCUCUAGCUUGCUCAUACUGUCCGCAAUGCAGUAGGAUAUGCUUCAUACAAUCGACGUCCUGAGAGCAUACACAGAGCCUAUUCUGAUAAGGGAUCCCUCUCAGUCUGCCAUUUAGCACUUCUGAUGGAAAUACAUUUAAUCUGGCUUUGGUAAAAAGAUGCUGAUGUUGGUACAGACAGAUUUUUAAGAUAUGCAGGUAUCUGAAAAUUGUACCUGUGAGGAAUUCCUACUGCUAUCGGGCCACAGAUAACAUGAGGUUGAGAUCGGAGAUCACUAUGUGAAAUGUCCCAGAGCCUUUGCCUCAGAGAUUCAAGGGCAGUAUCGUAUCCCAGAUGGUACAAGGGUGAAGGUGGCAUUCCAAUCGAAGUGGCUUUUCUGACCAUGGUUUUCAUCCUCGUUGUUUAGGUGUGGAAGUAACCCCUUCCCUAGGCCAAAGACUGAGAUCUUAAGCCAGUAUCUCAGGGCAGCCCACCAUGCUUUUGUUGAGAGAGGGCAUUCACCUGUUUCUAAAAAUAGAUUGCAUUUGGAACCUGUAAAAGGGACUGAUGAAACUUUGCCUGGAACCCAUCAAACAUGGAGAAUGAGCCAUUGAACCAGAUGUUUGGGCGUAGACAGAUUUUGCAUUAAAUACCCUAAUGGCUGAUGGAACAUAAUGACCUCCCCUUGUAUAAAAGAAUUGAAUUAUAGCUAGUUUGCUUACCUGCGCCUUUAGACAGGCGG